Drosophila elegans is the source of this 1080-nucleotide messenger RNA. RefSeq names its product methionyl-tRNA formyltransferase, mitochondrial. Gene Ontology annotation, molecular function: methionyl-tRNA formyltransferase activity. Lineage: Eukaryota; Metazoa; Arthropoda; Insecta; Diptera; Drosophilidae. Bases 45 to 1079 code for a protein of 344 amino acids. Gene Ontology annotation, cellular component: mitochondrion. The transcript has 4 exons. The record is from RefSeq and is a predicted model, not a curated record. Gene Ontology annotation, biological process: biosynthetic process; conversion of methionyl-tRNA to N-formyl-methionyl-tRNA.
CAGCUGUUUUUGUUUACGCGGCAUAUUAUCCAACACAUUUUACAAUGUUUUGCGGCCAGAGUUUAGUUAAUAAUUUUUUCAAAUAUAAGAGAAAAGUGUGGCAGAAUGUAAAUCUUAUGACAAAGCACUGCAAUAGCACCGACCAUCCACCGAAAAUUCUGUUUUUUGGCACCGACAACUUUUCUCUGCCCAGUUUGCAGGCGCUACACAAAAAUUGCAGCCAUCGUGAUUGUCUGGGAGUGGUAACAUCCUUUAAAAGUCCGGCCAAUUCGGUGAGGAGCUACGCCGAGAAAGAGAAACUCCCUUUGCAAAAGUGGCCCAUAGAACCAUCUGAGUGUUCAAAAUUUGAUCUGGGUGUAGUUGUUUCCUUUGGCCACCUGAUACCUGCUAAUAUAAUCAAUGGAUUCCGCCAUGGAAUGAUCAAUGUACAUGCUAGUCUGCUACCCAAAUGGCGAGGUGCUGCUCCAAUUAUUUAUGCCAUUAUGAAAAGAGAUACCAGCACUGGCGUUUCCAUUAUGAAAAUCGAACCCCAUCAUUUUGAUAUAGGAGCUAUUUUAGCCCAACGGGAAGUGGCUAUAAAACCAGAUGUCUUCAUGCCCGAAUUGCAUGCCUCUUUGGCUUUGUUAGGAGCUGAUCUACUGGUGGAUACCGUAAACAACCUGUCAGAGAGACAAAAAGAAGCCAAAUCCCAGGAUAAAGCAAAAGCUAGCUAUGCUCCCAAGGUCACAAACAAAAUCACGGAGAUCAACUGGUCGGAGCUUAGUGCACUGGACAUAUACGCUCGUCAUAGAGCUUUGUAUGGCUAUAAAAAUCUAACCACCAACUUUUUGGGCAAGCUAGUGCAGCUGCUUGAGUUACGAUUACCGGAAAAGUCACUUAUAACGCAAAAACCUGGCAAUUUCAUCUAUCAAAGGAAGAGUAAAUCACUGCUGAUAGGAUGUGCUGAAGAAACUCAAUUGGAAGUUCUUCAACUGAGAAUAGAAGGUAAAAAACCAAUGAGUGCUCAGGACUUUAACAAUGGUUUCCUCAAGCAAGCCAUGUCCCUUAGUUUUACAGACAAUAAACUAGUUUCAAAUUGAU